Molecule: messenger RNA, 2623 nt
Organism: Suillus paluster
Lineage: Eukaryota; Fungi; Basidiomycota; Agaricomycetes; Boletales; Suillaceae
Product: apses-domain-containing protein
Exons: 5
Coding region: 138-2384 (748 amino acids)
Cellular component (GO): MBF transcription complex; SBF transcription complex
Molecular function (GO): transcription regulator activity; DNA binding; protein binding
Source: RefSeq, a predicted model, not a curated record
GCGUUGUUUGUUCUUGUUGAAACACGUGUAAUCGCGACGCCCGUCAGCACCAGCUCGCCUGGGAGUGCACCACCAAAAUCGUUUACAAGCUAGUAAUCCGCAGGAAUCACGCAUAAACGCGUUCACCUGUCUUCAUCAUGCCUGAGGGUCAGAUUUUCAAGGCAACUUACAGUGGAAUUCCCGUGUUUGAGAUGAUGUGCAAGGGAGUUGCUGUCAUGCGCCGGCGAGCCGAUUCGUGGCUCAACGCGACCCAGAUCCUGAAAGUCGCAGGCUUCGAUAAACCUCAACGAACCCGCGUUCUUGAGAGAGAGGUACAGAAAGGCGAGCAUGAAAAGGUUCAGGGAGGGUAUGGAAAGUACCAAGGAACAUGGAUACCUCUUGAACGAGGUCUCGCUUUGGCGAAGCAGUAUAACUGUGAACCUGCUCUCCGCCCAAUCAUUGAUUUUCAGCCCGCAGCCAAGAGUCCACCUCUUGCUCCUAAACACCUCGUUUCUACAAGUACAGCGGCUCGUCCCGCCGCGCGUCGUGCCGCUGCCGCUGCUGCUGCUGUCGCAGAAGCAGGAGCUGCCCUCGCUGCUGCCCGCUCGCGUCGUAAUGUAGAACCUGAAGUCGAAUCCGAUCACGAAAUAUUAUCCGACCAUGCAUCCGAGGAUGGAUCCAUGACCUCCUCGCCUUCCCGUGGGUCCUCAAGCUCUCGCACUCCGUCACCCAUCGGUAACAAAUUGGAUGUUGCUGGAGACCGCCGCAGCGGGAAUUCUCGACGGAAACCACCACGGCGCCAAAUUGAUGAGCGUUAUGAUGACGAAGGUUCAGAUGAGGAACCCACGCAGCCUAACGGAACUACCGACCCACGCGCAUACGCAGACCAGAUCCUCGAGUACUUCAUUUCUGACUCGAAUCAGAUCCCCCAGGUUCUUAUUUCUCCACCGCCUGAUUUUGACCCGAAUACCGCCAUUGACGAGGAUGGGCAUACCGCGUUGCACUGGGCUUCAGCAAUGGGCCGCCUACGUAUCGUCAAGUUGUUGAUAACAGCUGGCGCAGAAAUAUUCAAGGUGAACAAAGCAGGUCAGACUGCACUUAUGCGCAGCGUUAUGUUUGCAAACAACUAUGAUGUGCGGAAAUUCCCUGAGCUGUACGAACUCCUUCACCGCUCUACACUCAACAUCGACAAUUACAAUCGGACCGUGUUUCAUCACAUCGUUGACGUCGCAAUGUCAAAGGGGAAGACGCAUGCUGCGCGGUACUAUAUGGAAACAGUGCUCAAUCGCCUAGCUGACUACCCAAAAGAACUCGCGGAUGUCAUCAAUUUUCAAGACGAAGACGGUGAAACUGCAUUGACAAUGGCUGCCCGAUGCCGGAGCAAGCGUCUCGUGAAACUUCUCAUUGACCAUGGCGCUAAUCCAAAGAUCAUCAACAACGAUGGCAAGAGCACAGAGGACUACAUCCUCGAGGAUGAACGUUUCCGUUCGUCUCCGGGCCCAACGUCACGCCUCUCAGCGAUGUCCUUCCGCAAUGCCCAAGCAACUCUCGGUCCCACGACUUCCAAUGCAAUGAUGCUGUCAUACCCUAUGAAUGGUGACAAGCCUCCGCUCCACCACUCUGUUGCGGGGCAGAAGGCCAGCACGCGUUGUGUCAAUGACAUCACAAGCAUGCUCGAUAGUCUCGCCUCGUCAUUCGACCGUGAGCUGCAUGAAAAGGAGCGCGACAUGACGCAAGCGCACGCACUCUUGCAGAACAUUCAGCAAGAAAUCCUGGAAAGCCACCGUGCCGUGAACCAGCUCAAAACGCAAGCCGAGGGGCUACAGCUCGCUAAGGGUUUGCUUGGGGAAUUGGAAGGACAGUUGCUUGACAAGAUGGGAAGGCGGUAUCGUUUGGGCUGGGAGAAAUGGGUGAAGGACGAGGAGAAUCGCGAGGUGUCGAUACGGGACGCUGCUGAUGGAGAGUUGAGGAUUACAGCAGCGACGGUGCCUUACCGGACAGACGACGACAUCGAGGAGGUUGCAGAACCUGGGAAAGAUAAGGGGAAAGGGAAGCGGAAGGCGUUACCCCAGGAGGAGGACAUUUCGGACCUGUUGGCAUUAUAUGCUGAUGUGCCUACGGAUCCGGACGCACUGCGAGUCGCCUGCGAUGCCUUACGAGAUGAGAUUGGACAGCACAGGAAACGGAGGAAGGAUAUGUUUGACGAGUUGGCGUCAUUCCAAGCAGAGGCGGGCACUGGGGGACGAAUGGCUGAGUAUAGAAGACUAAUUGGGGCGGGGUGCGGCGGGGUGCUGCCAUCGGAGGUGGACAACGUGAUUGGGAUGUUGCUCGAGACGCUAGAAUCUGAGGAACCCAGCGCGUCAUCUACAGCAUGGAGCGGGUCCAAAGCUGGGCCUAUGGGCUAAUGUCAAGGUUUGUUGAGGCGCUGGUAAUUUAUCUACUCUUCUCUUGUAAUCAUACCGAGUCUUUACUGCUAGAUCUCGACUUCAAUGCGAAACCCCAAUCGUCGACUCGCACCAUUGUCCGGAAACAUUAUUAUUGAGUAUGCGGGAGUCCUUUCGAACUGUAGUUCGUAAGUAGCUGGUUUUGGGCUGAAGUGCGUGCCUCAGGAGCAUGAGUGUUUUCGUAAAGUUGCUUAGUCAGC